Molecule: messenger RNA, 2469 nt
Organism: Eruca vesicaria subsp. sativa (arugula)
Lineage: Eukaryota; Viridiplantae; Streptophyta; Magnoliopsida; Brassicales; Brassicaceae
Source: the annotation of a GenBank genome assembly
AUGCCACGUGAAAAACUUCCUACAGGACAGCUAAGUUGCGGAGUACUGGUGAAGUGGUCCAUUGGCUGUGAGAUUGAAUCGGACGGUUAUCAGGCGAUGUCGUGGAGGAUUGAAGAAGGAAUAAGAACCGUUAGAGGCUUUCGACUUCUCAGUGUUGAGCUCAAUCAUCUAGUCCCAACUUUUUUGAUGUUGUACAUAGCUACGGAUGUGGCUAACGGUUUUGUCAUGGCCGCGACUCUGAAAAAUGUACGUGCCGGGGCUGACCUUCUGGAUGAGUCACUCCCUAUUGAAGACAUUGUCGAUGGUGUUUGUGCGAGAAGUAUUAAAAUUAAUGUCGUCACCGUUCAAACUUUGGAGAUAAUUGGUCAGGCUAAAGUUCGUUCACUUUUAUGUGAGACUGAUGAGAUACCAGGAUUUGAAGAUGAGGUUGCUGAUGUUAGGGUUGGGCACAUGGUCACCUUGAUUCGCCAAGAUUUCCCGUUUGAGAUCAAUACUUGGCGUGGGGGUGUGAAGGCAAGUAAUGGGAAGCACGGUAGGGGGUUAGACGUAGUAGGCGAGGAAGGAACAGAUGAUGGAACAGAGGCGGAGCAGAGGCGUCCAACGUUUUCCAAUAGUGCUGGAGAUAACGGACAAGAUGUUGAUCUAGCAACUCUACUAACGACGGCGGGAGAGUCUUUUAAGCAACUCACAGUUCCAAUCUUUGAAGGUUGCUGUCGAAGUAUGAAAGAGCACUUUGAACGGGAAAUAACAUCGGUGAAAACUGCAUUGACCAUCCAAUUGCACCUCCAGCAUGAAGAAUUUAUGGAAGCAAUGGGGUUCCGUAACCGACCACCAAGUACUCAGGCGGAUCCGAUGAAUUCCGGAUUUGUCCUCCAUAGACAACGGCAACAGACAGCUGAAGAUGCAACAGGUGAUAGGAGUGCAGCAACAACUGGCAUGGGGGGUGGAUUUGAAAGCACCGUGCCUGGAAAUGGUGGAGGUUCGUCACCAUUGGACACCGUUGGUGGUCAAGCAGAAAAUAUUGACGAUGUUAUGGAUAUUGCACGAGAGAUCAAUGUGGAUGACGAGGGUGGGGGUACGUCCUCGGUGGCGAAAGUGGGUGGCACUUCAACAAACAUGGAUGCCGAUGCCGAUGUCGAGGGGCCUAUCCCUGUGGCUGGUGAUAGUGGAGUUACAUCUCCAGUUGGUGGACAGGCUUCAGAUUCAGCAAACCAUGUUUUGGAUACAGUUGUUGCAGAAGAGGCGAGUGAACCUCCUGAAGCACUUUGCAAAGACGUCAAUCCAUUGGUUUCCAGUUCUCCGCAGAAGUCAGUCCAGACACCAACUGAUACAUUGGAUGCUCCGGAAAAGAAAGGGCGGACUGGUGACCAGGUUAAACGUAAGGAAACUAAUGUUGCUAUGGAAGACAAGGUCCAGGGAUCGGAGUCCCUUGCCUCAAUUGCAGCUGAGACACGGGCUAGUAAACGGCAGAGAGGACCUCCGAUAAAGUAUACCCCACCAGGAAAUGUAGUUAAGAAGACCAAAAUUCCUGCUGCUGCUAAGAAGAAACGUACACAACUUGCAAAGAAGACGAAACCAUCUCCGGCGCCCCUGCCGGCGGUGAGUAUACCUUCUGUAGUUCCACCCCAGAACAUAACAGGUAGUUUUAUGACGACGACACAAAUAGGACCGUUGGUUGGUGGGUUUAACCCGUGUGUUCGCGUGAAUGCAUUCCACCUUGCACGGUUUCGGACCCUUCUCCAUACGCCAGAGGAAUAUAAUAUUGGGGAAGGUGUUAUUGUUUCUAAUGCGGAUUUCGUCACCUUCUUUGAAGCAACUCAUCCUCAAACGACGAAGACUGCAGACAUGGCCGUCACGUUUAUUCGGGCACGUCUUCGUCGCUCCGGUAUUACUGCUUAUGAUUUCCUCCCUGCGACGUUCGUUGAGUCCUUGCGUACGGAGUACCACAACUUUUCUCGGGUUAAUGACAUAGGGAAAUUCAGCUUCUCCAACAAAUUUGGAAAGCAAGGUUUGGCAAAUAUGAAGUGGUCUGCCAAUGUAGAUGUCUUAUACUGCCCCUGUCAACUUGGUACGCAUUGGAUAGGUUUAUGCAUCGAUAUAGUCCAUUGGUGCAUCUAUGUGCUAGACUGCAACCCAACUUGUAUUCCUUCUGCAAAAUUGGAAGUCUUACUUCAGCCUAUUAUAGUCCUUAUGCCUCUACUGAUUCGCCUUAAUGGAGAGGAAUCAUGCUCCGCCACUGCUAUGGCAGGACCGCUUCCUCUGCAUCUUAUCGAGCUUCCAUUUUUGUGUGAACCUCCUGGGUUAUCAUGUGUUGCAACGAUGCUAGGAAUGGAACUUCAUGCAUCAGAUAGUCUAAAGGGGGCAGAGAGUAUUACAACUUCCGAUCUUGAAGUUGCAGCUCAGACGUAUGCAUUUGAAGCUUUCUCGACCUUUAUGCCAGAUGUCCUUGCAAACUACACUGUGGACUGA